This is a messenger RNA of Oppia nitens, 852 nucleotides long. RefSeq names its product neuropilin-2-like. The record is from RefSeq and is a predicted model, not a curated record. Bases 1 to 852 code for a protein of 283 amino acids. The transcript is spliced from 3 exons. NCBI's taxonomy places the organism in Eukaryota, Metazoa, Arthropoda, Arachnida, Sarcoptiformes, Oppiidae.
AUGAAAAACAUAAUCAUAAAACUCAUCAAUUUUUUAGCAAAUACUAUACUAUUGCUAAUCAUAGCACUGGUAGCUGAACUGUUGGCCAUCAAUAAUCUAAUCCAAGCUCAGAGAGGCUACUAUGAUGACUGGUCUCAAUUGAAAGACUGCAAUCGACCACUGGGUCUAAUCGAUGGCCGCAUUCACGACUGGCAACUGAGCGACAGCUCCAGCAAUAAUCACCAUCAAAAAGAUCCCAACUGUAAUACCCGUUACGCCCGCAUUCAUCAGUGGCCCGGCCGUGGCUGGUGUCCGAAUCCGAACAGUACAUACAACUAUUUGCAAAUCGAUUUGGGCUACGAAACGGCCAUCAACGGUCUGGUCACUCAGGGCCGGGCCGACGGUAAAUCGUGGAUCCGGUCCUAUAGGCUGAUGUUCAGUACCGAUGCCAACCAAUGGCAUUACUAUAACCAGAAGCAGACAGUGUUGGCCAACAGGGACUCGCAUUCGCUACAGUAUUACUUGUUGGCCGAUCUACAGGUUACCCGAUUUGUCCGCCUGGAAGUCCUUACGUGGCACAGUAACUACCCGGGCCUGCGAGUGGAACUACUCGGUUGCCGUCGAUGUGAUACUGUCAUCAACUAUCCGCCCCGUACUGUCUAUAAGGCUUCGAGUUCCCGAACCUGGCCUCAGGAUGCCUACUGUGCGCCAGAAAAUGCCUACAUCGACGGAUCGGUCGGCUGGUGCGCCAAAUGGAACAAUCAGAACCAGUGGCUGGCCGUCGAUUUGGGACCGCCGACCAAAAUCGUAGGCGUUGUCACCCGCGGUACUGGUGCACCGUUUCGCCGACAUUGGCAACGCCAAGAAAUUUGA